Arvicanthis niloticus (Nile rat) is the source of this 1639-nucleotide messenger RNA. Its product is annotated as olfactory receptor 2Y1B-like. NCBI's taxonomy places the organism in Eukaryota, Metazoa, Chordata, Mammalia, Rodentia, Muridae. The record is from RefSeq and is a predicted model, not a curated record. Gene Ontology annotation, cellular component: membrane. Gene Ontology annotation, biological process: G protein-coupled receptor signaling pathway. Gene Ontology annotation, molecular function: olfactory receptor activity; G protein-coupled receptor activity.
AGGUCCUACUUUUUCUGGAAUCCAAGCUGACUGCAGGAUUUUAAAACAAGGACUUUUUAUGACUUCAGACUGUGAUACCUAGCAGACUCAACAUGAGAUAGGCCACAGUGAAGGCAAAUGUGCCAAACUUCAUAUAGCUUUGUGUUACUCUGUGGACUCAAGUGAUGUCGAAGUGCAUGCUCUGAUUGGAAGCAUUGAGUGGUCUUCUGUGUUGUGAGAGCAAGAGUCUAUGGGCAGCUUCAACACCACUUUGGAAGGUGGCUUCAUUUUGAUGGGUUUCUCAGACUGGCCUCAUCUGGAACAUAUCUUUUUUGUCUUCAUCUCAAUGUUCUACUUUCUAACCAUCUUUGGCAACUCCACCAUCAUCACUGUCUCACGAAUGGAUCGUCGACUACAAACACCAAUGUACUUCUUCCUUAACAACCUCUCUUUCCUGGACCUCUGCUACACCACCAGCAUUGUGCCUCAGCUUCUUGUCAAUAUUUCUGGAAUUGACAAUACCAUGAGCUAUGCUGGGUGUAUGACCCAGUUCUUUAUAGUGCUCUUACUGGGUGGAACUGAGUGUGUGCUCCUUGUGGUGAUGGCUUUUGACCGCUAUGUCGCUGUGUGUCAUCCAUUACACUACACAAGAAUUAUGCACCCCCUUCUCUGCCACACAUUGGCCAUCUCCUCCUGGCUGGGAGGCCUUGUGAACUCUUUGACUCAGACAAGCCUCAUCAUGACCAUACCUCUCUGUGGCCAUCACCUGAACCACUUCUUCUGUGAGAUGCUUGUUCUCCUGAAGCUGGCUUGUAAGGACACAGGAGCAACAGAGGCCAACUUGUUUGUGGCUGGAGCUGUAAUUUUGGUCUGUCCUGUAGCACUUAUUCUAGGCACCUAUGCACACAUUGCUCAUGCAGUGCUGAAGAUCAAGUCAAGAGCUGGGCGCAGAAAGGCUCUGGGGACUUGUGGGUCCCACCUUAUGGUGGUUUUCCUUUUUUAUGGCUCAGCCAUGUACACGUAUCUCCAACCUGUCCAUGUGUAUUCUGGGAGUGAAGGAAAGUUUGCUGCCCUCUUUUACACUAUAAUUACUCCUAUGCUGAACCCUCUGAUUUAUACCCUAAGAAACAAGGAUGUAAAGGGGGCUCUGUGCAAGGUCCUAGGGAGAGAUACAAAUACAAGGUAGGAAGGGAACAGAAGUUUAUACAAAUAUUGUCUAAUAUUUUUCAUAUGACUGAACUCAUUUUGCCUAUAAGGGACUAUUAGUCUCCAGAAGAUAUUCCUCAGUAGGCAUCAUGAUUGUACUCCUUCCUUAUCUGAGAAUUAGAACUGGUGGUCUAAGACACUUCCAGAACCUCACGCAGCAUGAAUUAAGGGUUGAUUUGUGUCAUGACUUCUCAAAGGAUUGAGUCUUAGAGAGAGCUAGAGUGGUUGUCCUAUGGAGAAGAGACAUGGACUCUAAGUAUAAUUGGGAGUGAGAGAAUGUAGGUGCUUGGUCUGGUGAUGCUUGUAUUCAAAUGCCAAACUCUAUAUCCCAAGAUCUUAUUGCUCCAAGACAAGCAGAUCUUCACGUAUACCAGCUUUUGUUGUAAAUGUUGCCCCCCCCCAAAGUUAUCCAUGAUUGGUUAAUACAGAUGCCUACAAUCUGGACUGGGAAGAA